AUGGAAUCCAAACUAGACCUCGAGUCCCAAAAACCAACCCCGCAGAUCGAUUCUCCUCACGACUCGGAAUCAGAAGAUGAACUCGCCUUAAAACCCGUGCCCUCAAACGCCUAUGGCAUUCCAACAUGGCGCAAAUGCCUAAUCCUUUUUGUCGUCAGCUGGAUGACCCUGGCUGUCACAUUCUCCAGUACUUCACUAUUGCCCGCAACCCCGGAGAUCGCUACCGACUUUUCUACUACAUCGGAAAUUCUUAAUGUCACUAAUGCCGGUGUACUAAUUGCUAUGGGUUUCUCUUCUUUUAUUUGGGGUCCUAUCACCAACCUAUUCGGCCGUCGCAAUGCCUAUAAUGCAGCUAUCCUCGUGCUUUGUGCAUGCUCGGCCGGUACAGCCGCGGCGAUCAAUUUGCAUAUGUUUAUCGCAAUGCGCAUUUUGGGAGGCUUUACCGGUACCUUCUUCAUGGUUGCUGGGCAGACUAUUCUUGCAGAUAUCUUUGAACCAACUGUGCGUGGAACGGCUGUCGGCUGCUUUAUGGUUGGAUCUGUCAGUGGGCCUGCAAUUGGGCCCUGUAUCGGUGGCAUCAUCGUCACUUUCGCUCAAUGGCGCAUUAUCUAUUGGUUGCAAUUCGCAAUGACUUUACUUGGCCUCGUAUUGUCUCUUCUUUUCGUGCCAAGUAUCCAAGAAAAGAAUCGGGACUCCAACGAACCCCGCAAACUUCGCACUGUUAUAAGCAUGUUCAACCCCAUGCGCAUCUUUCGCCAAUUCGUGUAUCCCAAUAUCUUUCUUGCAUGCCUCACAUGUGGCCUCCUUUCUACAUUCCAAUACGCACUACUCACAUCAGCCCGCUCAAUUUUCAAUCCCCGUUUCAACUUGACGUCUCCUCUUAUCAGUGGCCUAUUCUACCUGUCCCCCGGAAUAGGCUUUCUGAUCGGUAGCGUCGUUGGCGGCAAGCUGUCCGACCAUGCCGUGAAGAAAUGGAUUGUCAAACGAAACGGGGUCCGCCUGCCUCAGGACCGACUGAACAGUGGCAUUGCCACCCUUUUUGGGGUUCUCCCAGUUGCAACCCUGAUUUACUGCUGGACGUUAGAGGAAGAAGUUGGCGGUAUGGUUGUGCCAAUUAUCGCUGCCUUCUUUGCGGGAGUAGGCCUUCUGGGUGCUUUCAAUGGGCUAAAUACUUAUUCUGCUGAGGUUAUGCCGCAUGUUCGUUCAGAGGUUAUCAGCGCGAAGUACAUGGUGCAGUAUAUUUUUGCUGCCGGAGCGACGGCGGUUGUUGAGCCGAUAAUUAGUGCGAUCGGAGUAGGGUGGACAUUUACUAUCUGUGUAUUCUUCGCUAUAACAGGUGGUUUCUUUGUGCUUGCUAUCACGAAAUGGGGCAUUGAUAUGCAGCGAUGUAACGACUCGGCCAAAUCCCCAAAGCGCCGAGCGCUCGGAAAAAACCUUUCAGAAGUCCGACCGCAUCCGGCGAUUUCUAUUAUUGCACAAUUUGAAAAGCCCGAGAAUAAGGGAAUUGGGCAGAUGGUGAGGAAAAGACGUGCUCUUACAGAGCAAGAGCAGGAAAGUCGCGAGUCCCAAAGAAGGAAAUUUGUCGCCUAUUUAGAUCAGAUCCUGGCGGAGAAUCAGCGGCUCAAGGAGCGGUCGAUCACCUCGGCUCAAGUUGCCGAGACCAACGACCCAUCGCAGAGACGCCCUUCCAGGACAGCAGAUGCCCCUGAUGGAACGGGAAUUCAGAAUCCAUUGAUUGGAGAUCGAGCCUGGUUCCACCGGUAUGAUCCCUCUUCGCCACCCAUCUACAUCGGCGAGGCAGCAUGUUCAGCAUUCGCAACCCGGUUUCGGCGUUUCUUGUCGGGGAACAGUGCAAUGCCACAUAUUCCUCGAACACAGUGGGAACGCGAAGAGACAAUCGCCGCAGCGAACGAAGCAGAUGUUCAGUGGCCGAGUCUCCACCAUGCUCGGUUGUUAGUUCGGAUCGCAAUCCAUCAGAUCGGACAUUUGUACCACCUCAUGACGCGCAAGUCGACCUUAGAUAAACUGGAAGAGAUCUACCAGACACAAGACUUUGACUGCGCGGCUAACAAGUGUAAAUUCUUCGCCCUAUUCGCCUUUGGCCAAGCGUAUUCAAUCCGAUCCGAGCCCAAUUCUGGCUCCAGGGUACCGGGCACGUCGUACUUUGCUCGGUCAAUGGGAUUGGUCCAGAUCCUGCCGGAGAGAACCAGUAUUACACACUUGGAAACCCUGCUAUUGUUGUCUCUUUUUUCAUACUAUCUCAACCGACGUCAUUCAGCGUAUGUCUUGAUCGGAAACGCCAUGCGGAUGGGUUUGACCAUUGGCUUGAACCACAAUAUCCUAGAAUCACAGGUCAUCGACCCAGUGGAGCGCCAACACCGCAUCCAAAUAUGGUGGACAAUCUACAUCUUCGACCGGAUGUGGGGGUCCAAAAUGGGUCUCCCAAUGCAAAUCCUCGAUGAAGAUAUCCACGUCGACAUGCCGUCAACUAUCUCCCCUCGUUGGCGCCACGAAGAAGAACUCUCCGAUACAGAAUACAUGACAGCCAAUAUCAAACUGGCACGUAUAGUCGGUGAGACAAUCACCAAACUAUACAGCCGGCGAAAGUACCAAGAGACCUUCCUGCAGCGCGUCCAGAAACUUCUCAAAGCCCUGAAACACUGGGUAGAGACACUCCCCGAAUCCCUCAGACUGAACAUGGAAGACCUGGAAUCGAGCAAAAAGCCCAUAGUUUCCCUCCACAUGGCCUUCAACCAAUGCGUGAUCCUAACUACGCGCCCAACGCUACUGCACCUCCUAAUGACACUAAGCAAAAAAAGCAAACCCCGCCCCGAUACCGCUGAUAAUACCAGUGGGGCCGGGGCUGGAACCGAGAGCCAGGAGGUAUCGGUUUCCCAGCCCGUUCUGACACUAAGCGAAGCAUGUAUCCAUGCGGCACGGCACUCCCAUUCCAUGAUCUUGACACGGUGGAUCAACGGGUCCAUGCCGACGUUCGGCUAUUUCCACGCCCACUACCUCUUUUCCUCGGCGUUGAUCUUAGCAAUGUCUAGCUUUGUUCCGAUCGGCAAUCCGACUGAUAUGACGGGGUUCGACUCCGCGCUGGAUCUGCUGCGUUCCAUGACCGAGAAUGGAAAUUUGGCUGCGGCGGAAUUCUACCAUAACCUCGAGCAGGUGAAGGUUUGUCUGGCUGCGUAUCGGGGAGGAAGUCGGGGUGAGGGGGCUACUGAGAUGGCUGCUGGUGGAGGAGUGGCUCCUAAUACCAACGCUAAUACCAGUGGUAAUGCUCCCUCUGGUGCUGGUGCGCUAGCUUUAUCUAGGCCUGGGUCGGAUUUAGCAGCCGCUACUACUCCAUUUUUGAACACCUUGCCAUUGAACCCAUCCACAUCGGCAUCAACAUCGGCAUCUAUGCCUCCAACGUCUUUGAUGCCAACAACGCAUGAUAUCCUUGCUUCUGCCACCACUCAGCCUGUCCACAGCCAAGGUAUCGAUCCAUAUACCUAUCCCUUGAGGGAUACUAUCAGUGGGUACACGACCGAAAUGGCAUUUCUAGAGCCGACCAUGCAAGAUUUCCUGGCGCAGUCAGAUAUCGACCUUGGGCUGUUGCAUCCUGUUGAUACGUUCUUCAACGAGGCGGAGAAUCUAUAUACAUGUCAUGAAUUUUGA
Penicillium expansum is the source of this 3663-nucleotide messenger RNA. RefSeq names its product MFS transporter/fungal specific transcription factor domain-containing protein. The record is from RefSeq and is a predicted model, not a curated record. Gene Ontology annotation, molecular function: transmembrane transporter activity; zinc ion binding; DNA binding. The transcript has 10 exons. Gene Ontology annotation, biological process: transmembrane transport; DNA-templated transcription. The coding region runs from base 1 to 3663 and encodes 1220 amino acids. Lineage: Eukaryota; Fungi; Ascomycota; Eurotiomycetes; Eurotiales; Aspergillaceae.